AUGUCAGUCUGCGACAUCCGCCAUUAUCACUUGAUAGAAGUAACAAACAAUGUCGAGCAACUCAUCGAGCGCAUCUUCCCGGAUGACGAUUUCACGUGCGCCAUCGAACACCACCGCAAUAUGAACAACGAUAAGUACACAUGCGUUGCAGUCGUCUCUAGCGCGGGUGUAAGGCACGAGAUCCUGAGCGACGAGUUGGAUUCGGACAUAGAUGCGAUGCUGGACAUAAGGCGCAGGCUCAAGCUGGCGGAGGAGGCGGUCAGACACAAUCCAAGAGCCAAUCGUGUGGAAGUUGCGCGGAAGGGAUGA
Messenger RNA from Diplodia corticola, 309 nucleotides. RefSeq lists its product as uncharacterized. The transcript is spliced from 2 exons. The record is from RefSeq and is a predicted model, not a curated record. The coding region runs from base 1 to 309 and encodes 102 amino acids. Lineage: Eukaryota; Fungi; Ascomycota; Dothideomycetes; Botryosphaeriales; Botryosphaeriaceae.